Molecule: messenger RNA, 4838 nt
Organism: Manis javanica (Malayan pangolin)
Lineage: Eukaryota; Metazoa; Chordata; Mammalia; Pholidota; Manidae
Source: RefSeq, a predicted model, not a curated record
CCCGCUGCGGCCUCCGCAGGAUGCGCCCAACAGCAGCAGCGGGAAGGGCCAGGAGACGGAGGGGCAGGACGGGGCGGGGCCUGGCCUGACUGGCCAAUGGCAGUGCUGAGCCCAGGAGCAGAGAUCACACGUCCAGUGCGCGGGAAUUUUCUCCUGAGAAGAGCGGUAGAAGGCAAUUUCACCUCCGAUACCUGUCAAGAGGUAGCACGGGAGAAAUAGAAUCUUCAGAAACAGAGCAUAGUUAAAAAGAAGUUUUGCAGAGAUGCUUUGUUACUUCGAAUCCCUUCAUGUUUAUAUCAAGAUGGAAAUUAUGUAGGAGUUACUGAUGAUACCUUUAGAAGGCCAUGGACAAGAGUCUCACCUGUUUCAGUUUGGGGAAUGAAAGACACCUCAAUUUUGGAUCAAUGGAAAGCAAGUCUCCUUGUGGAGGAGUUCCUUGAGAAAAAAACAAUUACAGGAAAGGCGAUCCAUAUUAACUGUGAAUUUGAAGUUGUUCCAAGUUCAAAUCCAAACUCCCAAACUGAAGUAGAGGAAGCCAGCUUAUACACCCAUAAGGACUACAAUGAAGUCUUUACACUUGUCAGCUGUUCAGAAAAAUAUCCAGCACUUCAAGCACAGAACCAAGAUUUGUCUAUUGAUGAUGAAGAAUUAAUUUUUGAAAAUAACUUGGUAGACUAUAAAAGUCAGCUACCAACUUUGCAUACUCUGUUGAGUAGGCUAAAACUAUUUUUAGUAAAGGACCCCCUUUUGGAUUUCAACAAACAAAUCUUCACAGAAGCUAAUUAUCUCAGGGAAUGUUUCUCUUUUCCAAGAGAUUUUAAAGUUCUUGUGAACGAAGAUGGAUAUGUGGAUAAAGAGAACUUUUGUCAGGAGAAGUUAGAAGAUACACCGUCAAUUUUGCUUGAGUGUGAAUUCUUAAUAUCUACAAGCCACAAACAAGAAGUUGAUAUGCCAUCACUCUCAGAACUAAAGGAGUCAUUAAACUUAAUGCCAGAAAUAAUAAAUUUUAUAGAUGAAAAUGAAAAGCUUUUCAAAAAAGAUCUUACUACCAAGCAUAGAAUUAACAUUGAGGAUAUAAAAUGCAGCUCCACAGAGAUUUUGAUCAAUCAAAGCCAGUAUGAAUCAGAGUGCGGUAAACCAGAAUGCAGUAAACCAGUAGAGUUAGAAAUGCCAUUAACUCAUCUACAUCUAGCAAGCCAAUAUUCUCCUGUGAAUUCGCUAUGUACAGAACUUGAGACAUUUCCAUUUUCUUCUGUUGGUAAAAUUAGUUUGCUUACUGCUGAAGAAUCAGCUAGCAGAAACUGUACGGUGUCACAGUUAGAAAGCUGCAGAAGCUCUUUGAACUCAUUUUUCCUUACAGUGCCAAGAAUUGAAGAACCCAACAGUCAAUAUUCAGUUGCAGAUUUGAAAAGGAUACUUUCUAUUGAAGAAGAAAACCUUGUAGUAAACCCUGUAGGCACGGAGUGGUGGAAGCAAGCAGGACUAAAUCUGAUAAUGACAGCAACUCUGGAACAUCUGAAUAUGUAUUUAUGUCAUGAUGAUCUCUCUACUGGUGAUACUACAAAGGAGAUAUUUUUACCUACAGAAGUGCUUCAAUUAGAAUCAUGGCUAGAACCUACAAGUUGUUCCUCACCUAUUAUACUUAUUAAUGAGACAUCUACAAAUGAUCAUUUAUCACUUUCACAAAAGAGUCCAGCUCUGGCAAAAGAAGUACCAGACCUGUGUUUUUCUGAUGAAUAUAUCUCUGUUGAAAGACCAACAAAAGAAGAAAAACCAAAGAAUGAUCUAGAACUAGUUUAUAGAAUAAAUAAAAAUAAAGAAAAUGAAGAUUACUUGGAACUUGACUGCACAGUACCACCUAUCGAAUCAUCUUGCUCUUCAAAAAUUGAAAAAGCAUCGCUUAAACUUGGUAAAAAGCAGGAGAAUGAUUUGGACCUUUUGAGCGACUUUAUUUUGCUGCGAAAUAAGUAUAAGACUUGCACCUCAAAGACUGACAUCACACAUAGGGAUGAAAAUGAUGAAUUUCGAGAUAAAGAAGAACAUUCUCUGACUCUUCAAGAAGAAAGUCCUAUUAUUUGUACUAAUAAAACCCAAGAGGAUAUAAAUCAGGAAAGGAGCACAAGUCAUGUCAUUGAAAGUCAAGCAUCAGAUAGCCAGUGCCAAGCAUACUGUCUCCUAGAAGCAGCAGCUACCCCUAUCUUAAAAAAACUUGCAUUCCUCUGUAGUCUGCCUGCUGCUAAUUGGAAAUUUGCCACCGUUAUUUUUGACCAAACAAGGUUCCUCUUAAAGGAACAAGAAAAAUUAAUGAGUGAUGCUAUUCACCAAGGUACAAAUGAUGAAAGAGAAAUGAUACUCAAGCAUGCCGCUCUCUUACACCUUCUGGUAACAAUUAGAGAUGUCCUUUUAACAUGUAGCUUGGACACAGCAUUGGAAUAUUUGUCAAGUGCAAAAGAUAUCUACAGAAGUAUUUUAGGCUCUUAUUUGGAUGACAUUUGGAGACAGCUAGAGAUUGUACAGUUUAUUAAGGGGAAAAAUCCUGAAACCAACUAUAAAAUACAAAAAUUGCAGCAUCAGAUACUAAAUUGGAUGCAAAGUGAACAGCAAAUUAAGGUGUUGAUUAUAGUAAGAAUGGACUCAGACGGUGAAAAACAUUUACUCAUUAAAAUCCUUAACAAAAUGGAAGGUUUAACACUGACUGUCUUACAUUCGAACAAAAGAAAAAAUUUCCUGGAAUCUGAAGGUGUUUUAAAUGGCACAAGUUCCUGUGUAGUUGUAUAUAAUCAAUAUAUUGGAGCAGAUUUUCCCUGGAGUAAUUUCUCAUUUGUGGUGGAAUACAAUUUUGUAGAAGACUCUUGUUGGGCUAAACACUGCAAAAAACUGAAUAUUCCUUAUACGACCUUUAAAGUGAUACUUCCAGACACAGUUUUAAAGAGAAGCACCUUGCUGGAUCAUUUUGGUGGUUUUCUUUUGGAAAUUCAGAUUCCAUAUGUGUUUUUUGCAUCUGAAGGACUUCUUAAUACUUCAGAAAUACUUAAGUUGCUAGAAUCCAACUAUAAUAUCACACUAAUGGAGAGAUGCUACGGUGAGUCAUUGAAACUCUUUGGAGAUACACAGCAUUAUGUAGUACUGACAAUUGAUGAACACACUGCCAUAAUUUUGCAGGACCUAGAAGAAUUGAAUUGUGAGAAGGCAUCAGACAAUAUCAUUAUGAGACUGAUGGCAUUAUCGUUCCAGUACAGCUAUUGUUGGAUAAUUUUAUAUAACAAAAAUACAUUAAAUUCAGAAUACCACCUUACAGAAAGGACACUUCAUCACUUGGCACUGAUUUAUGCAGCUUUGGUUUCAUUUGGGCUAAAAUCAGAAGAACUGGAUGUCAAGCUUAUAAUUGUCCCAGGAGUGGAAGAGACUGCAUUGAUAAUUCGACAAAUUGCUGACCACAGUUUGAUGACCUCAAAGAAAGAUCCUCAUGAAUGGUUGGAUAAAUCCUGGCUUGAAGUUUCACCUUCUCAGGAAGAGAUGUACUUACUUGAUUUUCCAUGUAUUAACCCAUUGGUGGCUCAGCUCAUGUUGAAUAAAGGACCUUCACUACACUGGAUAUUAUUAGCAACUCUUUGUCAACUCCAGGAACUCCUACCUGAAGUUCCAGAAAAAGUGCUAAAGGAUUUUUGUAGCAUCACUUCCUUAUUCAAGAUUAAUUCUUCUUCAAUAACAAAAUCACCUCAAAUGUCAUCACCUCAGGAAAGUAGGACUCAGACUAGUACCUUUACUUCUCAGAGUUCAGCUUCUGGUUUUUCGAACUCUGCCAUUCAAGAACAAAAUGACUAUUUCCAGUAUUCAGACUUAGGAGGGACAGUGCAUGAAGAUACAAAUACCACUUCAAAGUACAACUCUUCCCUUAUGGAACUCAGAGAAAUGCCAGGCAUUUUACCACCUGUGACUUCUUACAAUCAGAUUAACCACCAGGAAGACUCCAGUUGUAACCGUAUCAUAGUGCAGAAUAAUCUUUUCCUAAGAAAUACAGAAUCAAGAAAUGCAAAAGGUAACUCCUUUCUAAACAAGAAUGAGCCACUGACAGAUGUAUUUUCUUUGGGUCUAACACAAAUGAAUUGUGAAACCAUAAUAUCACCAAUUGAUACUCAGAAGAAAUUUGCCCCUAAUUUUAAAAACUGUCAGAAAAAGGGAACAUUUGAAGCAAAAGGACCUAUAAAUAAAGAAGUAUCUGCCCCUAUCUUUUCAUUAGAGGGCUCACAAUCUCCUCUUCACUGGAACUUCAAGAAAAAUGUGUGGGAACAACAGAAUCACUUAUUCAAUUUACAGUAUGGCGCAAAGCAGACUACAAGUGACAAACGGUACUCUCAGAAAGAUAACUUAUUCACUAAUCAGCAAAAAUGUCUAUCAGUUGAUUCAGACAGCUUCAUACAUGAAAGUUCAAGUGCUGGGACUGAAAAGACUUUCUGUAGAGAAUUACCGUCUGUCCCCAGUUUGGAUCUAUUUUGUGCUUCUGAUUCUAACAUAAAUCAAAAAGAAUUCAACAGUCUUUAUUUCCACCAAAAAGCUGGAAAAAGUUUAGGACAGAAAAGGCCCUCUGAAUCUUCAUCUGACUCAGGAGACAAGAAAUCAUUAACAGAUUUCAUGCACUCUCAACUACCACAAUUCAAAAAAAGACGUCUAGUGUAUGAAAAAGUCCCUGGUAGAGCUGAUGGACAAACUCGUCUGAGGUUUUUUUGAAAAAGAGAAACAGUGUUGCACACCACAUUCCACUGUUUUUGAUGAUCACCCAGUAACAAAAUGAUUUAAAUUUACUCAUACAUUAAAGAAAAUGUAAUCAUUCUUAGAUG